CAGCUGACUGGCUGUUAUGUGAAUAGACAUGACACGACUAGGUAGUCCUCUUAUCACUACAAUCCGUAGUAAAAUUUUAUCACACAUGGAUGUAUUUCAGCGUUUUACUUUAACGAGCAAAAUCGAUUGGUAGCUUGCGUGGGAAGUUAAAGAUUAAACGAUCGUACUAAAUCAGCUAUAGGCUACUACGCUGUUUGCAGGUUGUUAGCUAGCUAAGGUUAUUGUUUUAGGACUUCUAGUCAGUCAGCUGAUCGUGAACAGUCUAAGUCAAUCUAGCGUUACUGAAAUGCAUUUUCCAUUCAGUUUACAUUGUUUUCGGGAUUCGCAACCUCAAAUGGCAUCAUGUUUCUGGAUGUUUGUUUAAAAAAAACAUCUUCUGCUAGCUAAUGCUUUCUGAUAUGUCAGUUAGUUUGUUACUAGCUACGUAGCCAGCCUCAUAAAUAUCCAGCAAAUGUUACGGGGUAGAAAGAGAUACCUGGCUAAAAAGGGAUAUUUAUUGUGUUGCUAGUAUAAGGAAAAAGUAUAACCCCAUCCAGCUGCAACCGCAUUAAAAGGAUUCCGAAGCUAUGGCAGAAGGGCAGAAUUUACCCUUGCCUAGGCUGUUGAGUUAUGCCGUGGGACACUUUUUGAACGACUUAUGCGCCUCUAUGUGGUUCACCUACCUGUUGAUAUAUUACCACUCGGUACUCGGGUUCCAGAACGUAUAUGCGGGGGUGUUACUACUUGCGGGGCAAAUUGCGGACGGUAUUUGCACCCCUCUCAUCGGCUAUGAGUCGGACCAGACAUCAGGUUGCGGGACAUAUGGCAAGAGGAAGACAUGGCAUUUAGUGGGAACGGUCAGCGUGUUGAUCUCCUUUCCCUUCAUCUUCAGCCCAUGCCUGGGCUGCGAUGAGUACACUCCGCAGUGGGUGGGGAUCACCUACUUCAUCCCCUUCAUCGUCAUCUUCCAGUUCGGCUGGGCUGCCACUCAGAUCUCCCACCUGUCACUCAUCCCCGAACUGGUUUCCUGCCAGCAUGCCAAGGUGGAGCUCACUGCAUACAGGUACGCGUUCACAGUGGUCGCCAACGUCACGGUGUACGCGGUGGCCUGGCUACUUUUCCACUUCCAACAGGGUGCAGACCCCUCCAUCAACGACAACCUGGGCCGCUUCGACAUCCCCGUGUUCAGGAAUCUGGCCCUGAUAGUGCUUGGCAUUGGGGCUGUGUUCUCCCUGCUAUUCCAUUUGGGCACCCGAGAGAAGGGCCAGCGGCCAGAGGAGUCUGACGCCGGGGAGCGCCAGCCCCUGAUUGUACACCCUGAUUCUGCCCCGCCCACUCAACUGCUGAGGUGGAAACACUGGCUGAAGGAGCCUGCCUUCUACCAGGUGGCCUUGCUGUAUAUGUCCACUAGAUUGAUUGUCAACCUGUCCCAGACCUACAUCUCCAUGUACCUCACCAACUCUCUGAUGCUUCCCAAGAAGUUCAUCGCCACCAUCCCACUGGUGAUGUACAUGAGUGGAUUCAUCUCCUCCCUUGCCAUGAAGCCCUUCAGCAAGCUGAUUGGUAGAAGCAUGACCUACUUUUUAGGCCUGUUGCUAAUCCUGGGCUUUUCCUACUGGGUGUUGCUGGACAAGGAAAUGGGAGAGCGGGUUUAUGGGGCUGCAGUGCUGCUGGGUACUGGGUCAGCAACGAUCCUGGUGAUGUCCCUCUCCAUGACAGCCGACCUCAUCGGCGAGCAUUCGCAAAGUGGGGCCUUUGUAUAUGGGGCCAUGAGCUUCACAGACAAGGUGGCCAAUGGCGUGGGAGUGAUGAUUAUCCAGCUGCUACACCCCUGCCAUACGCAGGUCUGCUGCCCGGCCUGCGUGUGGUACUACCGUAAUGUCAUGGUGAUUGUCACCGGGGGUGUGGCCUUUGCGGCUGCACUUGCCCUGUGUACCAUCCUCAUCUGGCCUAUCGGGAUCCGGCAAUACUCUCCGCAGAAGCAGAUAAACGGCCCUGUCAUCAGACAGGUAGAGGAUCCGUCCUGUGUUGGUGACCUGCUGGGGACAGAAGAACCCGACUCAGAGGGAAGCUCAGACCAGGAGUCCAUCAAGUGAAGAUCAAAGCAGUUAAUUUCCUGUGGAGGAGUAAUGCUGAGGCUGACUGGGAUCCCCUGCUUAGCCUGACUGGGGAGCUGAACUCCUGCGCUGCCCCUGUAGACCUGCCCCUAACUCUUAAGACAAUGUGAUUGGCUGCUGUCAUUGUGACACAGUCUGCCUCAGUCACUCCAAUGUUUAACUGUAAACUAACAUAGUAUCUUAAACACUGAAUAUGUCAGCAUAUCCCUGUCUAUCAUAUAUCUACCUAUCUCUACAGCACAGUCCGUAAGUAUUUGCUCAUACAGUUUCAGUUCUAUUGGGUCUGUACUCCAGCUCAUUGGAUUUGUAAUGACAUGAUGAGUAUGAGGUUAAAAUGCAGCCAUUGCACUUAAAUUCUUUUUUUUUUUUUUUUUUUUUGUCUCAUAAUAGCUUCCUUGACUGUCAUUAGGACAACUCAGGUCUUCAUGUUGACAAAUGCUAUAACAGACUCCAAAGGCAAUCAAAAGCCUAAAAUCAAGAAGAGUUACUGAAAGUUUUCUCAUACCUGCACUAAGAUUGAAUACAACAGAGUUCAUCAGACACAGUUGAGAAGCCAACUGUCCAAUUACUUUUGGUCCCCCAAAAUGAGGGGACUGUACAAAAGGUGAUUUAAAUUAUACCAGUCUGCAUUUUAAUCUCAUAUUCAUCAUUUAAUUCCAAAUCUAAUCAGUACAGAGCCAAAAGAACAGCAAUUGUACCACGGUCUAGCUACUUAGACUGCACUGUAUUUAUCUAUCAUUUCACAUUUUCAUUUGGGCCAAAGGGAAGUAUUCAUUACUGCUGCUUCUAUAUAUGGGGAGAGUUAUCAGUGUGUGGCACAACUUUAUAUUGGAAGCAGAAACCAUUGAAGCCCUAAUUCCAGGUUUAAAUGCAGUGUUGUGAUAUUACUUUAUUCCAUUAUUCCUUUCUGUACCUUGACAUGACUAUCAUUAGGGGAAUCCCAUCUUAAAAAUAGAAUAAUAGAGACGAAAUUGGCAUUUCAAAGGGAAUUAAGAAGUGUGUUUACAAAUUACACUUCGCAAAUAUUAGACAGGUGAUAUCACUAAUAUACGCACAUAAGACUAGAGCUCAAUUCAGGGAAUGUUGUAUAUACGUGCGAGCUGCAUUUUUUGAAGUCUGACAACCAAAAAAUGGAGAGGACCAAGUCGGGAGCAUUUAUCUGUGACCUACACUAAAAUACACCAUCUAUCCCAUGCAUCAUUAUUCGCAUGAAACCGCCUCAAACCUUUUCUCUGGCAUGAAAUGCCUAAUCAUCAGAAAUGUAUUUUUGAAUAUCAUUUACUGGUUAAAUAGUGUGUAGUGACAAUGAUUCAAACUGUUUAUUGCACAUUCUAAUGAAAUCAAAGGGAAUCAAAAUGUACAGCAAAAAGACAAACUGGGAAUGUUCUGUCUGUAUUUCCAUAGUGAAGAUCAUGUGGUAUACAUAAUGGGAAGAAUUCAGAAUUCAUGUCCGUACUGUCUGUUUCGUGGAAGCGCUUUUGAUUUUUUUUUGUUACAGUCCAGACAACCAGUUUAUAAUAACUGAAGUGUGUAUUUUUUGGGCCUUUUUACUUUUCUAAAAUUGCUUUUCUAAUAAGUCAUUGUCAUCUCUUUGCUCAUGUGCACCAGAGUACAGUGAACUACAUUCCGAAAUCAAAAAUUGACCAUUUUUAUUUUUAUAUAAUUUAAUUAAUUAUAGGUGCCUUCAGCUGAUUAACUUGAACGAUCUUGUAAGUCGUGAUCCACGUCCUACAUUUAUGAAAGGCUUAUUUAUGUAAAUGAGUAGAGGACAGGAAUCUGCUUUUGCUUAUAUUGAUUGUUAUUGUUCAGCUAUAUAAUUGAAUGAUGGUUUUUGGACAAACAAUGAUCAAUUACUCAUGUCUGUGCAAACCAGUUAUGCAGUUAUAUUAUUAUAUUUUGAACUAUGUUUCCUGAUUUUAUUGUGUAUGUUUACAAAAACGCCAAAACAAUUUUUUUUUUUACAUUUUUCUACUGUGAUGAAAAUGAUAUAAAGUUGAUCAGAUACGAUACCAGGCA
Messenger RNA from Conger conger (European conger), 4112 nucleotides. Its product is annotated as major facilitator superfamily domain-containing protein 12-like. Gene Ontology annotation, biological process: carbohydrate transport. The record is from RefSeq and is a predicted model, not a curated record. Gene Ontology annotation, cellular component: membrane. The transcript has 11 exons. Gene Ontology annotation, molecular function: symporter activity. Bases 567 to 2075 code for a protein of 502 amino acids. NCBI's taxonomy places the organism in Eukaryota, Metazoa, Chordata, Actinopteri, Anguilliformes, Congridae.